AUGGACCAGCCGUUUUUAUACGGAGGAAACGUGUUGAAGAAACACGUCGGACAAAUGAGCGAAGGAAUAGAUCAGAACGCAGGAGUAGUAGUAAUGUCAAAAAAUAUACCACUGGGCUUCGGAAUAACGUCGAAGUCUACAGAAAACCUGAGGAACUCACUUCCAGAUGAUAUCGCAGUGAUCAACCAAGCGGACAUUGGCCAUUAUUUGAGGUACGAAGCUGAAAUAAUUUAA
This is a messenger RNA of Theileria orientalis strain Shintoku, 234 nucleotides long. RefSeq names its product 60S ribosomal subunit biogenesis protein. NCBI's taxonomy places the organism in Eukaryota, Apicomplexa, Aconoidasida, Piroplasmida, Theileriidae. The record is from RefSeq and is a predicted model, not a curated record. The coding region runs from base 1 to 234 and encodes 77 amino acids. The transcript has 3 exons. Gene Ontology annotation, molecular function: RNA binding.